UAUCAGUAUUGCAAAUGUGCAAAAAUAACGUACUUUAUGCUGUAGUAAAUCACCAUAAAGCGAGAAGGAAGAUGUACUUUUUUCCAUUUCAAAAAUUUUCUGCAGUGCUUUCGACCUUACCAUUUUGGGCCAUUUUAUAGCACCAAAACCUGGCCCCAUUACUUUUUUGUUUUUGUGUCGACGUCAUUGAUAGUAUACAGAAAAUGAAACUUAGGAGUAUCACUACAGCAUGCAAAAACAUGCUAGGGGCCUGUAGUGCUCAUUCAAAAUCUGCGUCCCUGAGUACGAGUUGGUUAGUAAUUUUUUUUCAAAAAAAACAAACAAACUAUUUUUCCGUAAAAACAUAUGGGGGUCUUUUUAAAGAACGUGCAUAUAAUGUACGAUAUAUUCAUCAGAAUGGCUUUACCCCCUGAUCGUAACAUUGUGCUCCAGUGCAGGAGUUCAUUUAAUUAGAGUGUGAAUUGAAACGAUCGUAUCGCCCCGGGGUCAUAUAAUCUUAAGUGUCAUAAAUUUUGUUUUGUUGUUCUUAAGCGGUGUAAGAAAACAUGACAGUGUGAUAACCGCAAGAGACUUGCAAAGAGUUUUUUUUUUAAAAAGGAUAACAUGAAAAAGGAAGAAAAAAUCUAACAUAGAAACUUCUUGGAAUAUUUUAAAGAAUUGACGUAAACUAAAACGCCGUAGUUUCGGAGUUAGAUAUCUGAUGUCUCUGCCUAAAAAUAUUCUCCAGUGGAGCGUAGCUGAUGUGACUUUCUGGUUAGAAGAAAAUCAUUUUCAAUCAGAAGUUGGAAGUUUUAAAGAGCAUCAAAUAGACGGCAAAGCAUUGACUCUUUUGGAAAAGAGUGAUAUCAAAGAACUCAUUAAAACAAUAGGUCCGAGGGUAAAAUUUCGAUGCAAGUUGUCCCAAUUACUGCUAACGAGAAAUAUAAACCAACCUGGCCAUCACACUAAUGAUGUAAAUAACUCACAAAGAAACGAGUCGGCACAACCAAAAGAUGUCUGCAUUGGUGGUAUCGUUCAACCAAGAUAUAAUUUUGUACAAGUAUAUCCUUCCCAGCCUCAACAACAAGUUCUUCGUCAACAACAAGUAAUUCCGCAGCAACAAGUUCUUUCCCAAAUUAGAUACCAUCCCGUUGAAAGUGGACCCAAUCCACAAUAUUACAAUCAAGGCAUACCUACCUACGGCCCAUACAACUAUCAAACGGUGUAUCCCAUAAGGGAUCAACAGUUGUACAAUGUACAACCGGGAAAUCCACAAUUUAUAAAUAGGCAGCAGCAGAAUAUAUCUCAGGGUAUAUUGAAUGCACCAGGUUCACCAGGUGAACAAGGAAAACAAUACAUAUCACAUUGCGGCGCCAAACGUAGACAUCCAAGUGAGAAUGAGUCUAUAAUAAACAGAGAGAAAGCAAACAGUAUGAACAAUGAGCUAAAGGAAAAUAGUCAUGCAGGUGCAAUUACAAAGACUUUUUCCUUAAAACAAGAACCUUCUUCACUGGAAGAUGAUAAUAUUUACAACAUCAACAGAAAUAAGGAAAGACAUCAUUUGGUAGAUGAGAAUAAAAUUGAAAAUGCCACCAGAAUUUACGACAACGGUACGUUUCCUAACACAGAGGAGAGUAAAGCAGAAAGCAGUAGGGAAGAACAUAAUAGCUCCUCAGUUUCCAAAACUAAUAGAGAGCCUUCGGAGGAGAGCGAUAAGGAGAUGUUUGAUGACGAGGAUGAAGAAGAUUGCAGAGAAAUGGAUCGAAUUUGUGAAAACAUGAGCAAGAACUGUGAUGAUCAUGAAGAAUUUCUUUCUAUGUUAAACAUUCAUAAGUCCAGGCCAAAUGAGACAUUAGUUGUAACGUCGGAAAUUGAUAAAGUUGCAAAAGAUAAACAAAUCAAAUCCGAAAACAAACCUAGCAUCGAAAGUGUAACAAAUCGGUUAGCGCUUCGGGAGCGAUCGAAAAUAUUUCGACGAAGUGAAAAGAAGUGGCACAUUGCGGUAAAUGAAACAUCAUACCAGUUAGUUCAAAAGGAUCCAAAAUUACUGCACAAUAAAAGGGAGUUGCGUUUACUGGCUGAAUCAGAAGUUCGGAAAACUUACAGAUUUGCCAAAGGUAAAUCGCGUUCCAUUGCCAUCCCGGAAAAUCGUGUUGCUGCCGAAGAAAAGAAAAAGCAGAAAAUGACAAAGGAAAAGAUACAGGAAGCAAAGAAACGUUUGAAUUCAGAAAGAGAAAAUGUCAGCCGUAAAAUGAGACAAUGUCACAUGAAUUUAACCUUAGCCAAUCAGCAAUCAGAUUCCACACAGAUUAUGCAACUGAGAGAAGAAAUGCAAGUGCUAAAUCACCAACAAGCAAAGUUGCAUUUUCGUAUGACCGACCUACUAGCAAAAGAACGCAGAUUAAGAACGAUAAAAAAAGACCAUGAAAACUAUCAAUAUCAAGUUGUCAAUGAUACAAGUGAACAACCUACGAACAUGGUAUAUUAUCCAAGUAGUGUUCCGACGCAAAUUUCAUUGUUAUCUCCAUCAUCCCGUAUGCAAGUUGAUGAACAUGGUCAAGAGCAAGCAUCAGUGUUAUCUCCAUCAUCUCGAGUUAAUGCUGUUGAUCAUGGUCAAACGCAAGUGUCGGUAUUAUCUCCAUCAUCUCGAGUUCACAUUAAUGAACUUAGCCAAACACAAGUGACAGUUUUACCUCAAUCAUCCCAGGUAUACACUAAUACUCACGGUCAAGCACAAGCUUCCGUGUUACCACUAUCAUCUCGAGUACAUGUUGAUGAACAUGGUCAAGUGAUACAAAUACCAAGUGUUAACAUUUCAUUUGUUAGUACAACGUCUUAAAGUUAAUAAUACAUAUAUAAAUAAAGGUAAAAAAACAUCAAUCUUGUAUUUUCAUAGUAGUCAAUUUUUUGGGUUCUGUAACACCUUAUGUAUGGAUUUAUUCACUGCUUCAAUAACCUGCGGAAUUUUUUGCUAGGAAUAUUGUUUUUACAUUUCCUAAUACCAUAAAAAAUA
This is a messenger RNA of Hydractinia symbiolongicarpus, 2992 nucleotides long. RefSeq lists its product as uncharacterized. Gene Ontology annotation, molecular function: protein binding. Lineage: Eukaryota; Metazoa; Cnidaria; Hydrozoa; Anthoathecata; Hydractiniidae. The record is from RefSeq and is a predicted model, not a curated record. The transcript has 4 exons. The coding region runs from base 701 to 2818 and encodes 705 amino acids.